UGACAACGCCAUGCCGCGAGUGUUGUUUGCGCCUGUCUUUGCGCCGCCGUGUGUGGCGGUGUCGAGAUGGCUGCAGCACAAGUCCGCGCUUCGCUGUGACGACGCCCACGGAACGCACUUCGCCUCGGUGGACGCGGUGGACGUGCGCUUUGUGGAAGCCAAGUUCAUGGGUCUUCACAAGAAAGGCUUUGUGGAACCGGGUGUUUGGCAUCCUGUGACCCUCUGGCCUCCCUUGACGUUCCGAACUGUGUGGGACACGGGGAGAUACUUUCUGAACCUCCGGCGACCCCACGUGGUUGUGAAAGUGUUGAACGCCAGAGACCAGGAGAGGUUGGAAGGCUUGUCGAAAAGAGACUUCUUCGAGAAGCAUGGCUUCGUUCUGCUUCAGAAAAAGACCGCAAUGAGCGCGGAGGACUGGAUGCAGUGCGCGCCAAAGACCUUAGAUCUGUCGAACUUCACAGGCAUCGGCAUGCCAAAGAUAGAGACGCCCGUCUCUCGCAUCUAUGCCAAGGAGGUCGAGGAAAUGGUGAGGGAGCUCAUGCCAGAGGCGAAAGAGGUCGAACUGGAUCCUUUGUGUGCGCGACGAGGGCCCGGCACCAAGAAUCCAACCUACUCCUUUGCAGUGCAUCAGGACUAUGGUCUCACUGCAGAAGAUUGGCCCUUGAUGGACAACGGCUUCAAGUCGCGCUUCGAUGAGCCUACCGUGAAAGGUUUCAUGGCCGUGAACUUCUGGCGCCCGGUGGCGCCCAUGAAGGGCCCAGUCAAGAAGGCCCCGCUGGCCGUCUGUGACCCUGGCAGCGUAAAGCUGGAGGACUGCAUCGGCAUCCACAUUAAAUGGGACGACCUGGGCUACGUGAAGAUGUUGGGUCUGGCGCACGACGAUGAGCAGCGCUGGUUCUACUACCCGGACAUGACCCAAGACGAGGUGUUGGUGUUCAAGUCCUUUCAGUACUUCAAGAGUCAAGCUGGUCGGCCGGAGCUGAAGACCUGUUUCCACACGGCCUUCGAGGACCCCAGCGCGCCCAGAGACGCGGAGCCGCGACAGAGCGCCGAGUAUCGCGUGCACCGGUGGUACGGAUUUGGUGCCUUGACAACGAUGGCGCUGUCUUCGCUUCUGAACGACAAGAGCUUGGCCCGUUUCCGCACAAAGCCCUGCGAACGUUUGGUGGCGAAAGGACAUUGCAGCUUUGGCGAUCGUUGUCAGUACUCCCACGCGUCCUUACCACGGCGAAAUCCCAAGAAGUACAUCUACUCCUCGGAACUCUGCGGCUUCUCCAAAUGCCACCAAGGAGAUUUGUGCCAAUUUGCCCAUACCCAGGAGGAGCAGUUGUACCAUCCGGAGUUCUACAAGACCAAAUUUUGCGAAAUGAGCACAAACUGCCGAGAGUAUUACUGUCCCUAUGCGCACACCAGUCAAGAGAAGAAGAACAAGGCCGAGUUGCUGACCCCGGGUGCUGUGCCGAAGAACGCCGAUGCGCCGCGCAACGCGGGCGCUGAGGAAGCGGGUCCGCCGCCGCCGGUGCCCGUAGCGGCGCCUGAGGGAUGGUGGUUCGUGGGAGAUCAGCGGCUCGACCGUCGUGUGGAACAUGGGAGGAAAGAUUUGCUGGUCUCCUCGAAGGGCGAGGUGGUGAAGAAUUUCUAUGGCCUCGGGCAUUCCAUCACGGGUGGCUACGUGCGUCGAGCACAAAUCCUGGAGAGCGGAGGCAGCACGUUUUGCGUGGCGCGGCUCUUGUCCACCAGUCGUGGCGAUGCCACCGUGGCAAAUCAGGUCAUUAAGGACAUCAGGCGUUGGAUCGCGCACUGCCAUUCCUCCGUGCAGAUGAUCCGCCGGACGGUGGCCACCACUGUGGUGGCGCUUCCAGCGGACCUUCGCUGUUUGGAUGUGGUGGUGAAAGGUUUGGGCUCCAGCUCAGCGGGCCUACAGUACCACUGGGGCACCACCUCCCUGCUGGCCAAGUGGUUCCAACAGAUCACUUCAGACGUGGCAAACCUGCACUCCACGCUCCGCAUUUCGCAUUUGAGUCUUGGCCCUUGCAGCGUUUUCCUGGAUCCCGGCACUAAUGAGAUGCAGAUGGGCGAUUUCUUAGGAAAGGUGCAAUUCCAGCGAAAUGCUCAGAGUGGUUUCAGCACCAAAGAUGACGAAUGGGCCAUGUGGUAUCCUGCAGAAGUUCAGAAGAGGAUCGCUCAGGAAGGAAAUCUCGUGCCAGGCAGCAGCAAGAAGCGUGAAGAUGCAGAGAUUAUGGAUGAGUAUGCUGUAGAUGCCUGGCAGCUUGGAGUCCUUGCCUUCUUUCUACUCACAGGUGAACAUCCCUUUGGUGCCAGCAAUCAGCCCACGGUGGUCUGUGGCAACAUCACCACUCAUCGGGUCGCCCAUUGGAAUCAGUUGGAAGACUUCCCGCUCUGGGCGGACCUCAUCGGUCGACUGCUGAGCCACGAUCCUGCGGACCGUCUGAAAGUCUCUGAGGCGGAGCGCGACGGUCAUCCAAUCGUUUCUGCCAAGUGUUUGUUGCUCAGCUGGAGAAACAACUUUUCCUCUGCGGAGCGCGCGUAG
Messenger RNA from Cladocopium goreaui, 2551 nucleotides. Lineage: Eukaryota; Dinophyceae; Suessiales; Symbiodiniaceae. The record is from the annotation of a GenBank genome assembly.